UGCAAGCCUAUACAGGAAGUGAAAAACUUGUUCUUAAUUACGGCAGCUGUCGAAACUUCUGCAGUCAUUUGACUUGGCUUUCACAUUUUGCAUACCCCAUAAACCGGAGACAUGGCCUCUCAGAAGUGUUUCUCCAAAGGAAGUCCUCCUCCUGGUCCAGUUCCCGAAGGAAAAAUCAGAAUUUACAGCAUGAGGUUCUGCCCAUUUGCCCACAGGGCCCGACUUGUGCUGAAUGCCAAAGGAAUCGAGCAUGACAUCAUCAACAUUAACCUGAGAGAUAAACCCGAGUGGUUCCUGGAGAUGAACCCACUAGGCCUCGUCCCAACCUUGGAGACAGCUGCUGGUGAGGUGGUGUAUGAGUCUCCCAUCACAUGUGAAUACCUGGAUGAGGUGUACCCGGAGAAGAAGCUGCUUCCCUCUGAUCCUUUUGGGAAAGCUCAGCAGAAGAUGAUGAUGGAGCACUUUUCUAAGGUAUCUCCAUACUUCUAUAAAAUCCCAACGGCCAAGACCAAGGGUGAAGACAUAUCAGGACUGGAAGCUGAACUGAAAGAGAAGUUUGCAAAGCUGAAUGAGGAUCUAGUGAAUAAAAAGACCCAAUACUUUGCUGGUGACGCCAUCACAAUGAUUGACUACAUGAUGUGGCCAUUUUUUGAGAGACUUGAGACCUUUGACCUGGAACACUGCCUGGAUAACACACCCCAACUGAAGAAGUGGAAACAGCAGAUGCAGGAGGACCCUGCUGUUAAAGCUAGUGGGCACAGUGUGAACACCUAUAAAGCCUACUACACAACUUACUUCGAGGGGAAUCCCAAUUUUGACUAUGGCCUGUAGAAAGCAUUGACCUUACACCCACUAUUGUGUUUGUGUUUAUAUUUCUGGUCAGAUUUCUCUGUGGGUCUGAGGUAAUCGCAAAACCAGUUUUCAUCUUAUUUCAAAAUGGGCGUUUUUUUUAAAUUUUCUAAUAAAGUCUUACAGGCUUGAA
Molecule: messenger RNA, 982 nt
Organism: Sphaeramia orbicularis (orbiculate cardinalfish)
Lineage: Eukaryota; Metazoa; Chordata; Actinopteri; Kurtiformes; Apogonidae
Product: glutathione S-transferase omega-1
Exons: 6
Coding region: 112-831 (239 amino acids)
Biological process (GO): glutathione metabolic process
Cellular component (GO): cytoplasm
Molecular function (GO): glutathione dehydrogenase (ascorbate) activity; glutathione transferase activity
Source: RefSeq, a predicted model, not a curated record